AUGUCUUCCGAUAACAAAGUGGAAAAAUCACCGGCUCAAGAGGGCUAUUACCCCAAGUUUUUGGGUCUGAGCGGCCAGACUCUGCAGAACACCGUCAGCCUGAUGGCUUCGGUUGGAUUUCUGCUCUUCGGAUAUGACCAAGGAGUUAUGGGCUCUCUUUUGACUCUGGAGUCAUUUAGAGACACCUUCCCUUCAAUCGACACGGUCAGACACGCAGACGCUGCCACGAUGCAGGGAUUCACGAUCGCCGUGUAUGAGAUCGGGUGUUUGGCGGGGGCUCUGGCGACGCUUUAUCUCGGAGACAAGCUCGGCAGACUGCGGUGUAUUUUCAUUGGCUGUGUCGUGAUGACGAUCGGAGCCAUCUUGCAAUGUACAGCCUUCAGCGUUGGCCAUCUUAUUGUCGGCCGGAUUGUCACCGGUCUCGGUAACGGGUUCAACACGAGUACGAUUCCCAUGUGGCAGGCCGAGUGCUCGAAGCCAACCUCCAGAGGAAAACUUGUGAUGAUGUCAGGUGCGCUGAUCACGGGAGGCAUUGCUCUUUCGUACUGGGUGGAUUUCGGGUUCUACUUCACCAAAGGCUCUGUUGCAUGGCGGUUCCCUGUGGCGUUCCAGAUGAUCUUCCCGAUCGUUAUUGUGCCCUUCAUCAUGAAGCUCCCAGAAUCGCCUAGAUGGCUCAUCAAAAAGGGCCACUACGAAAAAGCCAGAAUCGUGUUUGCGAGCCUGGACGGCGUGUCCACGACGGACCCAGAAGUCGAGGAGCAGAUCACCGACGUGCGCGUUUCGCUGCUCGAGGAAAAUCUCGACGGCGGCGACACGUUCACGGCCAGCAAGCUGUUCACCCAGGGCGAGCACAGAGACUUUCACAGAAUGUGUCUUGGUCUGUGGUCGCAGAUCUUCCAGCAGAUCACCGGUAUCAACCUGAUCACGUACUAUGCGGGCACGCUGUUCGAGAGCUACAUUGGAAUGACGGCGUUCAACUCGCGGAUUCUGGCCGCGUGCAACGGAACGGAGUAUUUCCUUGCGUCGUGGAUUCCGUUCUUUGUGAUUGAGAACGUCGGCAGACGGAAACUCAUGCUCUUUGGUGCCGCAGGACAGUCCAUCACCAUGGCCAUGCUGACGGUGACAAUGUACCUGUCUGGGGAAAAAGAUGACAGCCGCGCGGCCAUCGCGGCGGCCGUGCUGCUCUUUGUGUUCAACACCUUCUUCGCCAUCGGCUGGCUCGGCAUGACGUGGCUGUACCCGGCCGAAAUCCCGCCGCUCAGUAUCCGGGCCCCGGCAAACGCCAUCUCGACCGCCGGAAACUGGUCGUUCAACUUCAUGGUCGUCAUGAUCACGCCUAUCGCGUUCAAGAACAUCGACUUCUACACGUACGCUAUCUUUGCCGUCAUCAACGCGCUGAUGGUGCCUAGCGUGUACUUCCUGUUCCCAGAGACUGCGGGCAGGUCGUUGGAGGACAUGGACCACAUUUUCUCGCAGUGCGACCCGUGGAAGCCGUGGCAGGUGGUCGGCAUCGCCAGAAGACACCCAAGAACGCAUGGCGUGGGUGCCGACGCCCGGCUGGAGCACGGCAAGGCCAGCGCCGAGAACAUCGAAAACGCUACGGGGUCUAGCGAAUGA
Ogataea angusta is the source of this 1617-nucleotide messenger RNA. RefSeq lists its product as uncharacterized. Gene Ontology annotation, cellular component: membrane. Lineage: Eukaryota; Fungi; Ascomycota; Pichiomycetes; Pichiales; Pichiaceae. Gene Ontology annotation, biological process: transmembrane transport; carbohydrate transport. The coding region runs from base 1 to 1617 and encodes 538 amino acids. The record is from RefSeq and is a predicted model, not a curated record. Gene Ontology annotation, molecular function: carbohydrate:proton symporter activity. The transcript has a single exon.